GUCGGCAGAGUCCUGCAACUUCGAAGCCGACUUCAGGCCACCCGUCUCCGUUGCGACAGGGUCCGCGGGUCCAAAGCAGCGAAGGCGGUGUCGACAACGCCGCAUCAUCUCCUUCCUAACGCCUGCUGUAUCACCACGCAGAGGAUCAAAAACAGGAGGGAAAAAAUAAACCGAAAAUAGUAAUAAAAAUCCCCUCCAACAACGCCCUCUCUCAAUCCCUCUUCCCCUCUUCUCUCUUCCGUUUCUUCUCCUCUCCAAUAAUGGCGGCGGCGGCGGCAUCUUGUUCAACUCCUAUACCUAACGACGCCGAAACCCUCCGCAGGAAUCGGAUUCUCUCGAGCAAGCUCUACUUCGACGUCCCCCUCACCAAGGUUCCAAUGAUCUACUCAUCUUCUUACAACAUAGCGUUCCUCGGGAUCGAGAAGCUGCACCCAUUUGAUUCUGCAAAAUGGGGUCAUAUAUGCCAGUUUCUGAUCAAAGAAGGUGUUCUAGACAAAGCUCGCCUGGUGGAACCAUUGGAAGCUAGCAAGGAUGAUUUAUUGGUGGUGCAUCCGGAAUCGUACUUAAGAAGCCUUAAGAACAGUUUGACGGUUUCCAUUAUUGUUGAGGUCCCUCCGGUAGCACUUAUUCCGAAUUUUCUGGUGCAGCAGAAAGUUCUUUAUCCGUUCAGGAAACAGGUUGGGGGUUCCAUUUUGGCUGCCAAACUUGCAGUAGAAAGAGGAUGGGCCAUCAAUUUAGGUGGAGGCUUUCACCACUGUUCGGCUGAGAAAGGAGGUGGAUUUUGUGCAUAUGCCGACAUUUCUCUUUGUAUCCACUUUGCAUUUGUUCGUUUGAACAUUUCAAGAGUAAUGAUCAUUGAUCUAGAUGCACACCAAGGGAAUGGUCAUGAAACAGACUUUGCUAAUGAUGGAAGAGUUUAUAUUCUCGACAUGUAUAAUGCUGGAAUUUAUCCUUUUGAUUAUGAGGCAAAGCGGUACAUCGAUCAAAAAAUUGAGCUAGUGAGUGGGACCGUUACCAAGGAUUAUUUGGGGCAACUAGAUAAAGCGCUGGAGGUUGCAAAAACUAAAUUUAAUCCUGAGUUGGUUGUGUAUAAUGCCGGCACGGAUAUCUUAGACGGCGAUCCCUUGGGCAGAUUGAAGGUAAGCCCUGAAGGGGUGGCUAUAAGAGAUGAAAAGGUAUUUCAAUUUGCCAGGGAAAGGAAUAUCCCUCUUCUCAUGCUCACAUCAGGUGGUUACAUGAAGUCGAGUGCUCGAGUUAUAGCAGACUCAAUAAUCAACCUGUCAAAAAGAAACCUGAUAGAUUUGAAUGCUCCAAUAAGUAAAAAAUGAAGUAAUCAAUCCUUGAGCUAUAAUGUACAUAUAUAAAGGAAAUAAAGAAUAAAGUCAAGCUUGUUUUCACUGCAUGUGGAUAUGUUAUAAUACAUAUAUAAUACAUGCUUUUGGUAGAUUGUUCAUUUUCAAAAUUCUCUUUUGUUAUUGUACAUUUGAGUUUCUGAUGCAUAGACAAAAAUGGUUCGUCGUUAAACAUUACUCUUGUAUCAUAUGCAAGCUUGUUUUUAUGUGAUAUUGGAUGAUUGGAGAUUGCAAAGUAAAGCUA
Ananas comosus (pineapple) is the source of this 1596-nucleotide messenger RNA. Its product is annotated as histone deacetylase 2. The transcript has 13 exons. The record is from RefSeq and is a predicted model, not a curated record. Gene Ontology annotation, molecular function: histone deacetylase activity. NCBI's taxonomy places the organism in Eukaryota, Viridiplantae, Streptophyta, Magnoliopsida, Poales, Bromeliaceae. Bases 261 to 1328 code for a protein of 355 amino acids.